This is a messenger RNA of Lodderomyces orthopsilosis Co 90-125, 846 nucleotides long. RefSeq names its product Spo11p (gene SPO11). NCBI's taxonomy places the organism in Eukaryota, Fungi, Ascomycota, Pichiomycetes, Serinales, Debaryomycetaceae. Gene Ontology annotation, biological process: meiotic DNA double-strand break processing; reciprocal meiotic recombination; meiotic DNA double-strand break formation. Gene Ontology annotation, cellular component: nuclear chromosome. Gene Ontology annotation, molecular function: DNA binding; ATP binding; DNA topoisomerase type II (double strand cut, ATP-hydrolyzing) activity. The coding region runs from base 1 to 846 and encodes 281 amino acids. The record is from RefSeq and is a predicted model, not a curated record. The transcript has a single exon.
AUGCUGUUCAAUACUCCCUCAAUUUUCACAUCGGAUUGCACCAAACUAGCAGCCAUUAUCAAAAUAAUCAAAAUCCUUAAGAGUAACUUGAUCCUCAAUAAGACCACAACUGUAAGAGAUAUCUACUAUCAAGAUGUAGAAAUAUUCAACAGAGACCAACAGGAAUGCAGGAAACUCCUCACAGAUUUGGUUGAAGAUGGUCUAGGGUGGUCCUUGGCCCGAGAUUUUAAUAUCCACCCAACUCAAAAGGGGUUGAUGUAUGGCAACAUUUUUAAGCAAAUGGCAGAACCAAUUUUGAUUCCCAUUGACUAUUGCAGCUACUUCAAAUGGAACUCCACCAUACUCCCCGGAACUGCAUUGUUGGUGAUAGUACUUGAAAAGGAUGCGGUGUUACAUUCGUUUAGCAAAUUCAUAGAAACAAAAUCUGACGCGUUGCAUAGAAAUUUGAUAGUGAUUACAGGGAAGGGGUUCUCAGACAACUUGACACAACGAUUUGCCAGUUGGUUAACAAAAACUUACCACACGACAACUUUAGGCUUUUUCGACUCCGAUUCUCAUGGGAUACUCAUAUACAAACAAUUUAAAUUUUCCAUCCCUGACAUUGAAUACACAGGGAUGUAUCUACUUGAAUCGAAUCCUAUUUCACAAUUAACAAUCAGCACUCGGGAUGUAUCCAUAAUGACGAACCUUUCUUCCACUGCAAUGGUUAAUCUAGGAGAAAAAGUCCACAGAGAGCUAACACGAGGCAUAUUCUUACACAAGAAGGCAGAAAUGAACGUUGUAGCAGCUGAUGAAUAUAACACCUACAUACUUGACAAGGUCCGUAAAUGCUUACCCUGCACGUGA